CUUGCCGGGUCCCGCAGUUGGUGCGGUCCGGGCCGGGACAAUAUGGCUACGGUAUUUCGGCCCCUGGAACAGUUGCGAGCGCCACGUCCUUCGUGGCAUCCCGGGGUGACAGGCUCAGGCUCUGCCUGCGGCCGCUGCACUCUCGGAGCUAAAAGAUACCUACUCACAGACAGCAUUGUGAAAUUAAAGGAAUUCCAACAAAAGAAAGUGACUAUUGCACGUAACCUUCCCAGUACCAAAGCCAUCUACUUCAGAAGCUUGGAGGAGAAGUUGACCCAGAACAAGCUCAUCUUGAAGGAAGAGUUGAAAACAGUGCUUCACCUGUGUCAGUCCCGGGACGAUGUGGAACUGGCGAAAAGUGUCAUUUACAGGUACCACUCAGAGAACAGAAACUUCACUGUGGGGGAAUAUAAGUUUGGACCAGUUUUCAUGAGACUGUGCUACGAGUUGGAUCUUGAGGACUCUGCAGUAGAACUCAUCAAAGACAAGCACUUACGAGGUUUCUUCCUAGACUCAACAUCAUUCAAUAUUUUGAUGGAUAUGUUAUUUACCAAAGGCAAAUAUGAAAGUGCCCUGCAAGUUUUGAUUGAAAUGAAAAACCAAGAUGUGAAGUUCAGCAAAGACACCUACAUCCUUGCUUUCGCUGUUUGCUACAGACUGAAUAGUCCGGAAUCUUUUAAAAUUUGUACAACGUUAAGAGAAGAAGCCCUAAUUAAGGGAGACAUCCUCCCCAGGAGAGCAUCGUGUUUUGCGGUGGCAUUGGCUCUGAAUCAGGACAAGGUGGAAAAAGCCAUGUCCAUUUUUUCUCAAAUCAUGAAUCCAGAGAGUACAACCUGUGCUAACUUAAAUAUUUUAAUCCAUGUCCGGUCAAAUAUGUUGGAAAGCCUGAUAAAGAUCUUACAGGACAAUGUUGAUAGAAACGUAUCCAUAUUUGUGAAAAGACACAUGUUCUCAGAGGAAGUGCUGGCCAAAGUGAGGGAGAAACUGAAGGACAGCCUCACCCUCACAGCCAAAUUUGAUGAGGUCUAUGGGAAGCUGCACAUUAAUGGCCAGGUCACCGAUUGCACUUUGGAUGCUAUGCUCUGCCACGUGCCCCGGGACAAGAAACCCAAUGCACUGCUGUUGAAGAAGAGGACUGUCAGCCAACGGACCUUACAACCUCUCAGCCAGUCCCUGCUGACUGAGUAACUGUGUUUCCAACCUCAAGGUCUGCAGGCGCUGCUUCGGUGAAUCGUUGGCUUCUCCAAGAUGCCAGGCAUCUCACCUCAGAGGCACCGUGCUAAUGCCUGGUCUCCUACGUCCCGAGUUCCCCGAGUGGGGACUUGCUGAUCAGAGAGAUGUGAAGAGCUAGCUCAAGCAGGAAGCAUCGUUACCACAGAAAGGCAGCUUCCCCUGUGUCAGCCGCUCCAGAGUAAGGGCCACGCCAUUAGUGCAGCCAGCACCAGAGGGAAACUCGGGAAGUACCUGCAGAAGGAAUUUCCCGUAGCCUGCUCGACCUUGACUGACCUUUCACAGAGAAAUCCCUUGCAAGUGAUAGCCUGGCUGAAGUCGAGAGAUCUGCAACCCUCUUCUACUGUGGUGGGAAUGGCCAAGGCCUUCUCUCAUCUGCCAUCAUUUUUCCAUCUACAAAACAGUAUUGCCCGUGUGUACUUGGACAUUCUCAUUCACGGUUCAGUAGCGUUAAUCUUUCUCCAAAAUAAGAAAUAAAAGAUACCUGAACAGA
Mesocricetus auratus (golden hamster) is the source of this 1723-nucleotide messenger RNA. It is a transcript of the gene Ptcd2, whose product is annotated as pentatricopeptide repeat domain 2. Gene Ontology annotation, molecular function: protein binding; RNA binding. The transcript is spliced from 10 exons. Gene Ontology annotation, biological process: multicellular organism development; mitochondrion organization; regulation of mRNA processing. The record is from RefSeq and is a predicted model, not a curated record. Gene Ontology annotation, cellular component: mitochondrion. Lineage: Eukaryota; Metazoa; Chordata; Mammalia; Rodentia; Cricetidae. The annotation marks the transcript as partial.